Molecule: messenger RNA, 11047 nt
Organism: Porites evermanni
Lineage: Eukaryota; Metazoa; Cnidaria; Anthozoa; Scleractinia; Poritidae
Source: the annotation of a GenBank genome assembly
AGGUCCCUGAGAAGCUGGAUAUUCUGAAGUCAGAAAGCUGAGGCAAUCGAGAAAGCCUACCGCUGUCCUUCUUGGCCUAUAAAUUUCUCAAAAGGAGAGACGAAAGGUAUUAAGCGUGGUCAAGGAAGCUAAGCAGAAGAAGGUUUAGAAGGCGGAAGUUCGCAGUACGGGGUUUUUAAAGAAUGAGAAUCAUAGCAAGCCAUUGCACCCUGUAGCAAUCUAAACAGAAGCGCUGGCAUACCAUUUUUAUCCGCAGUGGGAUGGAAGAACGCAUCUUUAAGCACUCAGAUGCCGUUGAUAUACAAGCUGAUACAAAACUUGACCUUCCACUAAGUCAGUCAAAAACAACUAGAUUGGGUUAAGAUGGGGGUGGGAGUUGAUUAACAGAAAUAAUCAGAACACUUAUUUUUUUUCCGUUUACAGGUUUUUGUUCUAUCCAAGCUGGCGUGGGAAUUUAUUAUUGCUGCUGUUCUCAAAAUUCCUGGCGAAGACAAGAGAGAGCUAUCUCUAGAUCUACUAAUCUUGCUUACAGUGUUGCAAACCUUAACCGUAAUUUCGAUACAGAUGGCUGGAUGUCGACUCUCCCUUGGUGACCAGAAGCGAAUUCCGCCCAAGUACAUUUGCAACCAGUGCAGUUUUGUACUGAGUGAGCCAAUGCAGACGCCUUGUGCUCAUUUUUAUUGCAGGACUUGUUUAGAAGACUUGAAAAGGUAACGGGCUUCAACCUUCAGAUCUAAUUUAUUAGAACUGGAAGGUUCUAAAGAUGUUAAACAGAAAAUUGCAUUCGCUAGGAUAUGUACUUCGCUUUUUCUUUUGCUCAUGAUAUACACCUGAUGUAAUAUAACGAUGACGAUUUAAUAUAACAAGUAGUGCGAAUUACUAGCGUUAAACUUGAGCAUAAGUCUGUCAGAUAUACUCCCUUUAGUUUCCGCAAUAGAGAAUGUUGGUUUAAUUGGUUUCCGUAUUAACAGUGUUUUACAGAAAGGUGGAAGGGUGGUGUGAGUGUGUGUGCGUGUUUGUUUUGUUUUGUCUUUUUUGGGGGGGGGNAUAUAACGAUGACGAUUUAAUAUAACAAGUAGUGCGAAUUACUAGCGUUAAACUUGAGCAUAAGUCUGUCAGAUAUACUCCCUUUAGUUUCCGCAAUAGAGAAUGUUGGUUUAAUUGGUUUCCGUAUUAACAGUGUUUUACAGAAAGGUGGAAGGGUGGUGUGAGUGUGUGUGCGUGUUUGUUUUGUUUUGUCUUUUUUGGGGGGGGGAAGUGGAGGGGGGAAGGGGGAGGGGAGGGGAGGGGGUGGUAGGUUUCUGGGUGGUUUAUUAAUCCCUCGCCCGCGAGGUGCUGUCCGGUCUUUCUCCUGAAAUAUACCGUGGCUCAACCCAUCAGGAGCAUUUAGUACGAAGUCAAAUCGUGUUGUCGUUUCGUUGUUUCGUCGUUUCUUUGUGUGACUUCGUGGCUUCGUUCCGUCGUUUUGUCCACCAGUUUCUUUUAAUCGGCGCCGUUUUCUCUUGUCACUUCGUGGCUUCUUCCCGUCGUCUCGUCGCCAUAACGUCCAGGAAUGGUAUAAUUAUAUAGAAAGUGUGACAAUAUUUCCGUAAACCACAAGCGACCAGAUAAAAUUCUCCCAGUGGAGCUUAUGCUUGCAAUUUCACCCACUUUUUCCUUAUAUAUUUUGCUUAACUAACUUGCAUUUCAACCAUUCAUUUUCUUCAAGCGGAGACACGACUUACAAAUGUAAAGUUGACAAUGAAGAGUUUAACACCUCAGAGGUAAUUAAGACACUUGACACAAUUCAACUUAAAACAUUACACGGGGAGGCUCCACUCUGCCCCAUUUUCCAACUCCUUACCCUUUUAUAUACCAUUUUUGACUGACAACGUAUCGCUUUCGUAUACCUUCUACUGAAGAAUGAUACCCCUCUUACGAACCUUUGUAAAAGCACUCAUCUCUAGUCUUUUUGUAAUAAAGUUAAUGAUGAUAUAUUAUUACGGGGAAACACUGAAAUUAAAAAAUGAUAAAGCCGUUAGAUACGGAAGCGUAUGUUUGAAUGGUUGUAAGUUGAUUUUACUGCGCAAUUCUGCCCUUUUCUACUAUUUAACAACAAGUUGGUUGAAUAAAAUGUCUUUCGUACUUUCUGUAACUUUCACUAGACCAAGCGUUUUUUAGAAGUAUUUAAAUGGUUCAACGACGAAAAUGCCAUCUCCUUGGUGCUAUCCAUUGAGUGAACUACUCUUUGGUCUUAUAAUAAUAUGAAGAAUAAAAUCCCUUGGAAAUUGUCAAAAAGCCAGAUUUUACUCUUUUGUUUGCUAAACAUAACGAGGGACAGCUCCAACUUUGAUUGUUAAGCAGGUUGAAAUAACUCCCUCGUUAUUUUUUUCUGAAAUAACUUGCGUUAUAAUUUAAUCAUUGAUUCAUCAGAGAGGUUAAGUUUCACGUUUAUGUCAAACGUCAAACGCGAAUUUGCAGCACGUGACCAAGUUUUGCCUUUGCUUUUCGUUUACUGUUCAUUAUUUGUACACAUAAAUUAGUAGUGUCACCCAAUGUUUUAUCCGUAAGAAUUUUUUUUGCGCAUUUUUUAUCUGCUCAUUUUCUGUUUUGAGAAAUUCUCAACUUAAAUCUGACGUCUGCCGUUUGCCGUGUACGUGAAGCUGUUCCCAGUACAAGAAAUGAGAUGAGGUUACGUUUGUGUAUAAUAUAUAUGAUGAUGAUGAUGAUGAUAUCGAUGAUGAUCAUUGUAAUGACGAUAAUAAUAACGAUAAUGAUUAUCAUGAUAGUGAUGUGUCAAUGAAUAUAACUAGACAGUCUUCCAAAGUUCUAAAUGGAAGUGUUCAUUUUGCAGGUAUUUCCUGAUGGCUGGGUCAGAAAUGAAAUCAAUGAUUUAGCCGUACACUGCCCUCACAAGGAACGCGGUUGUGACUGGGAGGGAAAGAUAGCCAGCCUAGAGGUGAGUCUAAGGUUCUACUUCUGUAUUUUCCCUGAUAAACAAUGUUAUUCUUUCGGAAAUCCAGGCAUAAUAUAAUAAUUUCUACGAACAUUCUCAUAUAGAAGAAGAACAACAGCAACAACAACGACGACAACAGCAACAACAGCAGUAAUAUCAAAAUUUGAAAAUCUACUUUUUGUAUUACGCAAAAGACACAAUCAUUUAUAAAACAUCACAGUGAUAAUACAUAUUAAUUUAGGACCUACGUGGUGUACAGACAGGUCUGUAUUGUCAUGGCAAUAACAAUCUUACGGAUAGAUUUCUCAGAGUAAAAUAUGGAGCCUUACCACGAUUUAGCGUCUUGGGUAGCCUGUUCUGGAUCGCGGAGCAAGGUUGAGAGUGAAUGGUUAAUCCGAAACCAAAUAAGGGUGAAGUAUAUUAGCGAAUUCUCGCAGGCAAAUUUGAAAUUUAAGUGUCCUGAAAUGGCUAAUUAUCUUCUGAUAAUAGCAACGAACCAAGUUUGUAAUGGUUAUAAUACCACUUUAGCUGUGAACGCCGGAAACCCGAUGCUCCCGUUAAUUCAAAAAUAUAUUAAAGGUAAAAAUGUAACAUCUCAGACUAUUUAGGAUGACAAUAACCAAGGUCAAUUGUGGUAUUAGCCUCCAACUCCACCAUUUAUCUUAAGGUGCGCUUCGGUCGGUCGUAGCCUUACAGACUAUGCAUGAAAACGACGUUGGAAAAUAAAAAGUCUUAAAACUUUACAAACAUGGAUAAAAUGAUUGAUAUAUUACAACAAGUCCCAAACGGAAUUGACCGCGAUUGCAUUUCUUUCCAGCUGGAAAACGUAAUUGAUUUACUUGUGAGAUUGGCACAUUUUUACUAAGAUGGCGGACUGGUUUUAGCGGUUCUUUGUGCGGCGUUAACAGCGGUGGAAAAUUGCCGUCAAUCUGAGGAUAACCCCUGUCAAUUCCGUUUUGGACUUGUUGUAAUAUAUCUAUCAGGGCACGCCUAAGGUACCGAAUAAGCACCUCACGAGGUGAGCAAGAUGGACAUGUCUCGUUUGAAUACCAUUUCGGUUUGCUUGCAGUAUGUACUAAAUAAUACUGUUUAAGAUCCAGGCCUGGAUCCUAAGUAAACUUCUCACGUGAUGCCCUUUUUGCAAAUUGCCUUUUUUGCGAUGCCUCAAGUUUUGCGUUAUGCCUCUUUGCGUACUGCAUUUUUGCGUCAAUUGCCUUUUUGCGUGUUGGCUCUUUGCGUGAUGCCUCUUUGCGUGUUGCUUUUUUGCGUGUUGGCUCUUUGCGUGAUGCCUCUUUGCGUGUUGCGUUUUUGCGUGUUGGCUCUUUGCGUUAUGCCUUUUUCGUGUUGGCUGUUUGCGUGAUGCCUCUUUGCUUGUUGCCUUUUAGCGUGAUGCCUUUUUCUGCGUGAUACCUAUAUGAUAGUGGCUUUUUUAGUAUUUCUUCCUUCUCCCGUCCAGAAAAAAAAAAAAAUUGCAAACUUUGACUCGGUAUAUUUCAGAUUUGACUUAGCCCUUUUCACUUUUAGGUUAUUGAAUUUUGUCAUAAAUAUACCCUCAUAACCUUAGCGUAUCUUAGAUCACGGAUAUGCGCAUAUCUAAAUGCUAAAACAAUGAAGGACACACUUGGCUUUGUUUUGGUUAACUAAGCGUGCCGAAUCUUUUUGUUUCUUCUGCUAGCGUGCUAAAUGUCACGGUAAGCGUGCGUUUUAUAGUACACGUAGCGUGCAAUUUGAGCAUUAAACACGCUAAACACGCUAGAUUACUAUACGACAAAAAUUAAAUUGCUUGUGUAUUCAGCGAAAUGAAUCGCAACUGAAAACUAGUCGAUAAAACUUAAAUAAACCGUUUUGUUACCAAAAACCCGAGAUAUAUCUGUAACAAAAAGGCACACAGAUUUGUUUCAUGGAAUUUGAUGGUAUUUAACAAGGACACGAACACUAAAUACCUUAGUUGACUUGGUUAACAUCUUGCGCCUUGCAUACAUUCAGCGAAUGCAAUAGACCUUUUUACCGAUACGAGGGCCAUAUUGAAUUAAUUCGAUUUAAGGAGUAUUAUAGAGUGCCCAUUUUUUAGAAUAGGAUUCUGAUGGGAAAAAAGGUCCUUGUGCCGUGUUCAGGAUCGAUGUAAUAAUGAUCGCCUUUUUGCCGAGAAAUAUACAGUGAAAGACCAUAUUUCUAAUACUAAACUAGAAAAAGGCGAUCAUUAUUACAUUCAAACACGGCGCAAGGAUCUUUUUUCCCAUUAAAAUCUUAUUCUAAGAAAACUUAAAAAAAAAAAUGUCCCGAAAAGCGCUCGAAAAUACAAACGAAAUGUGCUCAUGCCCCCUGGGCAUCCUGUAAUACUCCUUUAGUCGAAUUAAUUCCGCCGUAUCGGUAAAAAGGUCUAUUGGUCGCUGAUUCCGUAAACCAGAAUAGCUCGGUUAACCACUAUAACUUUUAGACCGGAAUUACAGGAAACGAAUUUCCCCUUGACGAAGCCAAUUUCCCUGCUUAGCUCGGAAACGAAAACAAAAACGUUUGGUCGCAGGUAAAAAAAGAGUAAACAAACAAGCACUUAUCAUGUCACACGCUUCUGUUUGACUUUCGCUGCAGCUGAGUUUGAGUUGAAAUUGUCAAAAAAUGAUGAAGUACUCUUGGAGAAACCUUCGAUACACAUCAGCCUUUGACUGCCUACUACUGACCCUUCAAUAGAGUACGAUACAUGUAGAAGUAUAUAUAAGUUUCAAGUAACGUAUGCAGAUUUACUUAUAGUUUAAAACACAGUUUCGAAGUGAGCGUUUUAUGUUCUGCUUUGAACUGUGCACUUGGAGAUUUAUUAUAUUAGCUAUUCAGUUUUAUCCAGGUUAAUUAUAUCUUGUGUUUGUUAUAGGACUGCUCGCAAGCAUUACCAUUUUGACUACUAUUUCCGACUAACUUCAAGAUCAAAUUUCUCCUUCAUCAUCGUGACUGAUCACACGACCCGAUGCAAGUUAUGCACCAAAACUCAAACACACAUUUUAUAAUUCACAGGAUAGCCUUCAUACAAAAAUACACAGACACAAUUGGCCAAAAUCACAGGCUGAAUGGCAAACAUCCAGCCUAUUCGAGCUUGUGUUGGUUUCCUGCGUGGCUAUUUCCAACUGGAGACUAAAUAUGGCCUGAUUUCUUCUUCUUGUUACAAUAGCCAAGGAUACAAAGUAACAUCAACCCGUAUCAGGGUAGAUUCACAUUCGUGCUAGUAAUAGAUUGCCGGCAAAAAAAAAAAAACAAAAAAAAGAAAAAAUUUAAGAAGAAGUUUAAGAUGGGAAAUAAUUUGUUCAGAGUUCAAUGUCAAGAUGUAUUUGGAUACAACCUCUUUUGAGGAGUUCGAUCUUAUGCUACAUAUGUUACCUGUACUUAUAUUUCACUAGCACAACCCCUGUUUUAGUUUAAAACAAGGAUGGAAUUUGCUAGAACACUGCGCCUCAUAACGAACAAUAAAACUAAUUUUUCCAGUGACAUUUAUUUUCCCACUUAAAUUUCUAGGAACAUAUUUCAGGGUGUGACUUUGUGGAGAUACCUUGUAUGUUUGAAAAGUGUCAAACAAAAGUGCUUAAGUCGAAACUUGCUGAACACCUUGAAAACGAAUGCAGCCAAAGAAAAUCAAAGUGUGACCACUGUGGUCUGGAAAUGCUGUUUGGUGAAGUGAAGGUAACAUUUUGUUCACGUGCUCCUAAACGUACUUGUCUUAUAGCACCUGAGAGAUUUCUCUGUGUUUUUUACUAGCACUGAACUUUAAUGAACCAAAAAACAAACAACCAAAAAAAGAAACAAAAACUGUGGUCUGUCUCUCUUUUGGGGCCCAACGGAACGUCCUCAGUAAAAGGCUCAAAGCUUGUGUGCUGUGAUUGCGCUUAUAAGAUCCAUCUUCUUUAAUUUCAGUGUUGCCUAUUACUCAGUCCCAACCACUACCCUAAACUUGAUAGAUUAUUUUUAAACGGUGCAUGACGACCAUUCUGACGGAUACUUCAAAAGUCGCACCCCUUGUUUUUGCACGUAGGAAAUCUUAUGUAAAUUCCAUUCAAAUCGUUGAAUUAACGAUCGAAAAAAAACGUUAUCUAGAGCACUACGAAGUGGAAGGGAAGUACAUGUUAUCAUUCACUUUUGAAGUAAUUUAAUAAAUCAAAUAAACAAUCGGUUGUCCCCUGAUUGUUUUAACAGAAUCAUGUUAGCAGCGACUGCCAAUCAAUUCCCAUUGACUGUCAUCUUUGUGACAAGAAAGGCAUUCUUCGGGGAAAGUUACAGGAGCAUCACGAUCCAGAAUUUGGUGACUGUGAAGGCACCAAAGCGUUCUGCCCAUUUUUUACACUUGGCUGUAGAUCCAGAGAGGUAAUAAGGCAGACGUAAACGAUUGAAUGUGUUAUAAUACGUAAAUAAUUUCGCAAAUUUUAGAAGCUAUAUGUUAAGAUAAUUAACCAUAGACUAGUUUCCUAUAUUUUUUAAAUGCGUUAGACGAAGGAGAGCGCCAUUCUAAUUGUGUUUUUUUAGUAACAUGCUUACUAACCCAGUUUUCAUAAAUCCAGGUAGGUAUCUCAAUGGAAUAAGUACCUAAACCCAAAUUUUGUUAUUUGCAAACAAAAUUAAGUAGAAUCGAAGCACUUUGAAGUUGCAAACACUUUUCAAGCAAUUGUUGUGGGUUGAAUUGUAAUUUGCAUUACAUCUAACAAGCCCCAUAUCUUUGUUGAUAACGCUCUUAAAUCACCGACACUGUGAUUCACGCUGAGCGCCAUAUCUUGUGAAAUGAGCGGCCGUCGUCUUGAGUUUGGAUUGCUCAAAAUUUCUUUAUGAUUACUCCUGUCUUUGAUUCCUGCAAACGCACACGUUGUCAAAAAAUUUUCAGCUUGAUUUACACUUGAAACACCACGAUUCCUUAUUUUUUAUAUCCUUUACAAAAAGGUUUUGCAACGUAUUUUGAACUGGUUCUGAGUACAAUUAUGCUCAAUUUUAUUGUUUUGAUUUCGACUUGUCAUUGGCUAAUUUCAAAAUUUGUUUCAAAAUUUUGUCUGGGUGUCCUCGGUUCAUGUAGUAGCAUUGUAAAAACAGACAAAAGUGAAAUCGGCUAAUGUUAGUGCUAUUAUAAGGUAGUUCACGGAAUAAUUUUUAGUCACUUCUGAUUGACAGUAUUUUAAUUAUCUCUACGUUGUUAUGAGUGUAUUUCUGGUGUUUGCAGGAGAUGAAGCUCACUGAGAGAAGGCGUCACGAGCAAUCGUUGGUAAUGUAUCACCUCAACCUCCUGCUUCAUUUUGUGCUUUCUUUGAGGGACGAUUUUGAAGGUUAUUGUAACGAGAUAAAGCCAAUCGAUCGACUGAAGUCAACAGUCAGCCAGCUUCUCGCUCAGGUAACGGCAGUGGUACGCGAGAAUGGAAGUAUCCAAGAGGAAGUCGAUAGCUUAAGGACGCAACUUGCGCGGGUAGAGGAAAAUUUGAUGGAACCGCAUUCUGCUGCAACCGGGCAACAUCACUCCUUGCAAGUGCAGUAUCAACAAAUAACUGCAAUGUUAGCUGAUUUUAAGCGUCAGCUGAACAACAUGGAAGCUAAGUUUGAAAAUCACGAGUUGCUGCUGUUCGAAGCAAAUCGCUAUAUUGAAGAGCAAAACCAAGAGAUUGCUAGGUUGAAGAGACAAGAGGAAAUUGACAGAGAGCAAUUAAACCGGUUACAAGCCAAAGUAAUAUCUGUGGAGGAGAGCUUGAAGAGACGGAAUAUACCACCGAAAGCUGGUAUUCAAAGUUCCCCGAGAGAUCAAGAACCAAACAGCUUUGAUGGCACUCUUCUAUGGAGGAUAAAUAAUGUUUCAGCGAAAAUGUAUGAUUCGUUUAACGAACCGGAGAAGUCGUUUUAUAGCCCGCCGUUCUUUACAAGUCGUCAUGGAUACAAAAUGUGCGCACGUAUUUACCUGAAUGGUGACGGGAUGGGAAAGGGGACACACAUUUCGCUGUUUUUCGUGCUAAUGCGGGGUGAGUAUGACCCGUUACUUCGCUGGCCAUUCAGACAAAAGGUUACCUUCAUGUUGUUGGAUCAAAACAAUGUGGAGCACGUGAUUGACGCCUUUAGGCCGGAUCCAAACAGUUCGUCCUUCCAAAGACCGAGAAGGGAGACGAACAUCGCCAGUGGAUGCCCCCUCUUCCUGCCGCUUGCGGAUUUAAAUAACCACUCUUAUAUCAAGGAUGACGCAAUGUUCAUAAAGGUUAUCGUUGACUGCUCCGACCUGUAAAGAAAAGAAGAACUAAUUAGUUUGUGUCUUUGGAAAAAACGUCAAACGAUUUAGAUAAUGAGCGUUUAUUAUUUCCUUAAUUUACGAUUUAACAAAACUAAUUUCCUGCUAAACUGACUGAAUUGUUGACUACUUAUCAGCUGAACAAUUAAUUAAUGUAUAUUACCCGGCACUGCGUUCCAGUGUUUCGUUAAAUAAUACCUAAAGCACUUUACGCCUUAUUUGGUGCUAUUAUCCCUACGUAAAGACAAUACGCCUCGCGCAGAUUGGAUUCUAAAGUGCUGUUCUAAAGUGCUGCACAAGCCCGACCCUCAAUAACAAAAUAUGAUAUCUAGAACUGUCCUUGUAAUUGAAUCCGAAAACGCGCUUCAUUACGUCUGAUUUUCUAGCUUACUAAUGUGUCUGGCUGCGCGAUAGUGCCAGACUUGCGUUAAAGAAAGUUGGGCUUUUAACUCUUACAAGGAAUACUAUUUUUAACCUGAUCAACGCAUCCAGUCCCACCUCCUACUUUACGACAAUUAUCGGAAAUGUAUGGGCAUUAAAUUUGAGCAUAUUUACCUUUAACACCUAAUAACUUGACAUCGUUUGAAUGGGAUUCAUUUUAUCCGCACAUUAAAUUGCCAUGGCCUCGAUGAUGUUAGUGUUUCCCAAAAUGAGAGCUUGAUACUUCUCGUGAGUCACCUUCAUCCCGGUUCACUGUGACCAGUGCAGUGCGUGAAGAAUAAGUCCCGCUGAUUAAUAUCCUCCUUGACAACCUGGCAAUUGGCUGCACCACCCUAUUGGAAAGCUUAGAUCAUUACUAAAAAUUUUCGCUCGCAGGGGUCCAAAAAUAGACCCCUGCGAGAACCAUAAUGCCACACUCGACCAGGUUGAAACGGUCUUAAAUGAACAUAAAAACUGCAGAGCUAUUGGUACUACCUAAAAGUUAACUUUGCAAGCCAUAAACUCGACACUUUCUGUUGGUGUCUUGUUCAUGUCUUGAAAACCUUUUUACGUAGGUCAAUCAGCUUUUCAGAUUUAUCGUCACUUGGUAUAUUCGUUUGCGGUCCUUUGCAGUUAAUUUUAAGUUGAAUAGAUGCCGCCUAACUUCACUGACUGGAAUGGUCACAUAAGUGCACAGGGAGACAAAACUCGAAAUAUGAGUGACGUGUCAGCCAUGUUAUGAAUCCUUCGAAACAGGGCAAGGAUUUGUAGAGCUCGUGCUCCACGCAGCAAAGUAAAGACAUAUUACUUGAGCGAGGUGACUAUAGGGCGUUGUUAAUUCAAAUAUAUUUCCCUUUUUUAAGUUUUCUGAAGCAUUUAGUAAACUUUGUUCUGCUAUACAAAUACCUAUUAUUCGAAGGUUAUGCAACAGGACUAACGUUUAUUUUUCAAGCUUGGGCUACAUGUGACGAACUAAAGAAACAUUCAAAUGCAAGAGAUCGUUAUUUGGUAAGUUGCUAACAGUUUUGUGUUUUCAGUAACAUUAAUUCACUUACAUUAUUUUAUUGUAAUUGUAAAUGUAAUUUGUGUACCCACGGAACACUUAGGAGUUCAUGAGAACUCGUAGAAAGUGUCCGUGCGUUCCAGAUCGAAUUGGAAUUUGGAAGGGUUGGUUUUUAAGGAGAGGGGAAAACCGGAGUACCCGGAGAAAAACCUCUCGGAGCAAGGGAGAGAACCAACAACAAACACAACCCACAUAUGGCGCCGACGCCAGGAUUCGAACCCGGGCCACAUUGGUGGGAGGCGAGCGCUGUCGCCACUGCGUCACCCUUGCUGCGCCACAAUUUGCAUUAGUUGUUUGUUACAGAUCGAAAAAGUGCCGGAGACGACAAUAAUUAUUGCGACGGUGUUAUCAAAAUUGUGUGAUUUGGUGCCACUUUUAAUACAGUUUCCAGAAAUAGAGG